UGACCCCAACAGCUCGCUGGUGAAGCCCCCCUCCGGACAAACAAACUUGUGUUUCACUUUCGCAGCCAUGUCAGUCCGACACCGAGCGUUAACACGACGAACCGCGCGGCCCUUCGCAGCUGCAGUGCUGCAGUGAGUCUGACGGAGAGCGGAGUUUUCAGGCUGAUGACUUAAACGUCUGCUGGAGAGAAGCCUGGUGAAAAGGAGGAUGGAUGGAGUGAGCUGGAGCACCACAAGGACCCCGGAGUCGUUCAGUCGCUCCACGACAGCAACAGACACUCUGUCCCGGCUCGCCAGCUUCAUCGCUCGGGCAGACACCAAACAGCCCACACAGACCCAGAGGCAGCGAUCGUCCCACCUGCACGCUUAUGUUUGUCCAGAGUGUGGCAAGAGUUUCCCGUAUGCAACCGAUCUGUUGCACCACCAAGAAUUAAAACACUCAUUACCCAAACCUCACCGGUGUCCCUCCUGUGGGCAGGAGUUCUCCCUGCGGUCGUCCUUGCAGCUACAUAAGUGCGAUGGUGAUUCCUCUCCGUGUGAACUUUGUUGUGGAGAGUCACGGCGUGGCUCUCCGUGCCCUUCAUGCACGCAUCACACCUCAGAUCCCGGCAGGCCACAGGAAAAUUCCCUUCACCUCCUGGACAGCAGCCCUUACGCAUGUGCUCCCUGUGGGAGAGGCUUCAGCCAGAAGCAGGCCCUGCUGCAGCAUCAGCAGGCUGGCUGCAGUGAACCACCAUCCCCAUCAGAUGGAGUUGAUGCGAGCAGCCUUCCAGAUGAUUCUCCUCCAGUUUCUGAGGGAGACACAACCCGCUCUGACUCCUCAGACACCCCAGGGCCCAGCAGCAGAGCUGUCCGUGUGUGCCAAUUCUGUUCAAGAAGCUUCCGUACAGAGGCUGGUCUGCAACGCCACAAGCGGUGUAACCACUCUGAGGAGCAGUCGAUGGCCCCAAAGCGACAAAAGACCAAAGGAGAACGUACCGGUGGAGAAAUGAGGAAAGAAGAAGAUGACAAUGAAGAUCCAAAUAAAAAUUCCAAAUCCAAAAAGAAGUUUCUGAAAUGUCGCUCUUGUGACAUGGUUUUCAGGAGCACCUCUAAGCUCUACAUGCACAGGAAAGAGAAGCACAGCAGAGAGAAAAGUACUAGGAGAGACCCGAAGCCAGUCGUCAAAAGGCGCUGGAGAGGACAUGGGAAUCCGUGUAAGGUCUGCGGCAAAGUCUUCUUCCAUCAUUUGUCACUUAAGGCACAUUACAGAUGGCACACAACCUCAAGCGUAUCUUCACUCGAUGACAAAGGCGGGUCUGAAGGAAGCACUGCCAAAGACGGGUUACCAGAAAAAAGACCAAACAAUGUGAAAGCCGACUUAAAAGAUACGACGGUAAAGCCUGGACGAGGGAGGCCCAGGAAAGUGCCCAGUUUAGAGAUUAAGGAGAUUGAUGUGAGGAGAUGCAAGGAAGUGCCUGAAGUGAAGGAGGGGGAGGCAGAGGAGGAGGAUGAGGAGGAGGAAGAAGAGAGAGAGUUCCCAUGCCCCUCCUGUGCAGAGGUUUUCUCUCUGCAGUCCAAGCUCUGGGAGCACAUGGAGCUCCACCAGUCGUGUGUGAAGAGAAGGCACUGCAGUGUGUGCACAAACGAGAUGGACACCUGUAAAUGGCCGGGCUCAAAGAGGCACAGGCUGUACCACUGUGUGCCCUGUCAGCAGGGAUUCUCAGCCAUGGACUCUUUCCUAGAACACUGUCAGGAGCACCUGCGAGUCAGGGUGGAGGAGGACAGCCUCACAGAGGCCUACAUGCAGCAGGCCAGGAAAGUCUGACAUCCAGUUUAAAUGUCAUCAGCGAUUUACCUUUUUUGCCUUGAAGGGCCAGAGAGCCGAGAGGGAUGAGGGGGAAUUCUUGUUGAUUAACCAGUUCAUUCACUGAGCGCUCAGAGCAUCUGGCUUUAAUUGGUCCACGGAUUUAAUUUAAUUUAUUCACACCAACAUAGCAAAGGUUGAAGAAAUUGGUUGAUAAAGGCCGAUCCCAGAGUCUAUUAGUAUAAAUCAAAUUUACUUAAUCAUUUUUCUAAAUAAUUCUUUAAUUCAAUAUUAUUUCUAAUGUUUUCUAUAGUGGCCAUUUAGUUACUGUUUAAUGCUAUCGCUGCAUGUUUUUGUAUUUGAAAACUGAAGAUUGAUGUUGUGUCUGUGGGACAGAUCUCAGACAGGACCAGUUGUUCUGUUGGGAAAUUGAAUGACCCUGGAAGCUAAUGUUUUCCCAAAAAUUACAAAAGGGAUACUGUGUAUGUUGUUAAGCAGCCAUCUCCAAAGCUGUUUUCAGACAGAUAGACUUCUUUGUCGGUGUCUUCUAUGUGUAUGGCAUUUUCAUCCUGAAACAUUUGUAUCCUUUUUGAUUUAUUCAUUUUUUCCCCCAUUUUUGCAUCUGUCGUCAUUAACAGACACUCCCUGUGAAUCCUGCGAAGGAUCCUCCUGACUUCUCACUAGGGGACUGACCGGCUCUCACUCUGACAAUUGCGAUUUCACAUCCAGCCCCCCAGAGAAUGUCAGUAGAUUAUCUGGAGUUAAUUGUAUGUCUGAAAACAGCUUCCUGAGUUUCAGCUUCAUUACAACAUAUAACUAACAACAUUUUGACGAAACAUAAAGCCAACACGUUCACUGAGAUGGAUCACCUAUGUGUAAAGUUGUCUACAGGUUUUUUUGUUUUGUUUCUCUAUUAUUCUUAGCGAAAUACACUGAAAUUUGUGGUAGUGUGAUAGGCUAAAGAAAAUUGCCAAAACAACAGUGUGAUUCUUAAAUAGUCUGAAUCUGACAUGGGAAUGAUCCUAAUGACAGAUUUCCCUGUUGAUUUACAUUUAGACCUGUUGACUAAUCUGAAAGUAAUAGAAAUGAGGAAAGAAGUCAAAGCACUGCCAGAUGUGUUGUUUGCCAUUACUUGUUUUCAUGUCAUACAGGGUCAUGGUCGAGCCUGGUUAAUAUUUGUGUGGUAUUUGCAAGAGCGAUACCAGAAGGGGAAAUGUAAAUUGAGCAUUUUUAUGCACUGUUUCAGCUAUUCUUUGAAAUCCACAUGGCUGACGCAGAUAAUUUUACCCAGCCCAAUGCCUCUCAAUAUGGCCUGCCUUUUUAGCUGGCUUAAACUCUGGUAAUAUUACCUCAAUAUGCAAAAUGAUAGACCAUUGGUCUGUGGGAUGAGUAAUGCGUGUGCUUGGUUAAUGAAAAGGAUCAACAGGAAUUUUUCUUUAGUUUGUUUGUUAUAAAGGGUUUUCAGCUACUGUUUUCAAAGAGCUACUGUGAAAAUAUAGAAAAUCAGUUAAUAGUUUUGGAAUCUUCCACUUUUUCAAGCUCUUUUUGUUUGACUCUUUGUAGAUAAAUAUUAUUAUUAAAACGUAUCAAAAACUG
Messenger RNA from Hippoglossus stenolepis (Pacific halibut), 3382 nucleotides. RefSeq lists its product as uncharacterized. Gene Ontology annotation, biological process: regulation of DNA-templated transcription. The transcript has 2 exons. Gene Ontology annotation, molecular function: DNA-binding transcription factor activity, RNA polymerase II-specific; RNA polymerase II cis-regulatory region sequence-specific DNA binding. The record is from RefSeq and is a predicted model, not a curated record. The coding region runs from base 209 to 1807 and encodes 532 amino acids. Lineage: Eukaryota; Metazoa; Chordata; Actinopteri; Pleuronectiformes; Pleuronectidae.